This is a messenger RNA of Sorex fumeus (smoky shrew), 999 nucleotides long. RefSeq names its product MAS related GPR family member F (gene MRGPRF). The coding region runs from base 1 to 999 and encodes 332 amino acids. The record is from RefSeq and is a predicted model, not a curated record. Gene Ontology annotation, biological process: G protein-coupled receptor signaling pathway. The transcript has a single exon. Lineage: Eukaryota; Metazoa; Chordata; Mammalia; Eulipotyphla; Soricidae. Gene Ontology annotation, molecular function: G protein-coupled receptor activity. Gene Ontology annotation, cellular component: membrane.
AUGUGUCCGGGCGGUGGCAGCGAGGCCCCGCCGGAGCUGUACAGCCGCGGCUUCCUGACCUGGGAGCAGCUCAGCGCCCUGCCCCCGCCGGCCGUGGUCAGCUACAUCUUCCUGCUGCUGUGCGCCUGCGGCCUGGUGGGCAACGCGCUGGUGCUCUGGUUCUUCGGCUUCUGCAUCAAGCGCAGCCCCUUCUCCGUGUACUUCCUGCACCUGGCGGCCGCCGACGCCGGCUACCUGGCCAGCAAGGCGCUGCUGGCGCUGCUGGGCGCCGGCGGGCUGCGGGGGCCCCCGGCCGACUACGUGCGCGCCGUGUGCCGGCUGGCCGGCCUGUGCGCCCUGGUCACCUCGGUCAGCCUGCUGCCCGCCCUGGCGGCCGAGCGCUGCGCCUGCGUCACGCUGCCCGCCUGGUUCUGGCGCCGGCGGCCCGCGCGCCUCUCGGCCGUGGUGUGCGCCCUGCUCUGGGGCUGCGCGCUCCUGCUCACCGGCCUGCACAACUACUUCUGCGCCGUCCUGGGCCCCGGCGCGGCGGCCUGCGGCCACGUGGACGCCUUCCUGGGCAUCCUGCUCUUCCUGGUCCUCUGCCCGCUGAUGGUGCUCCCGUGCCUGGUGCUCGUCCUGCACGUGGAGUGCCGCGCCCGGCGGCGCCAGCGCUCGGCCAAGCUCAACCACGUGGUGCUGGCCACGGUGUCCGUGUUCCUCGUGUGCUCCAUCUACCUGGGCAUCGACUGGUUCCUCUUCUGGGUCUUCCAGAUCCCCGCGCCCUUCCCCGAGUACGUCACCGACCUGUGCCUCUGCGUCAACGGCAGCGCCAAGCCCGUCGUCUACUUCCUGGCCGGGAGGGACAAGGGGCAGCGCCUGUGGGAGCCGCUCCGGGUGGUCUUCCAGCGCGCCCUGCGCGACGGCGCCGAGCUGGGGGAGGCGGGCGGCGGCGGCGGCGGCGGGCCCACGGCCAACACCGUGGCCCUGGAGAUGCAGUGCGCCCCCGGGAACGCGUCCUGA